This is a messenger RNA of Pocillopora meandrina, 5227 nucleotides long. Lineage: Eukaryota; Metazoa; Cnidaria; Anthozoa; Scleractinia; Pocilloporidae. The record is from the annotation of a GenBank genome assembly.
GUAUAUCAAAUGCCUUGGAUAUCAUGAAUCGUUAUCAAAGGUGAGCAAACAAACCUCACCCUUUACCUCAGCUGAGUACAGCGAAGCAACACUCUCCACUCAAGCCGUAAGUUCCCUUUGAAUGUUUUGAGUGUGUAAUACACCGUAGAUAAUAUGAAUUGAUGACGGUCCUAGAGUUCAUUAUCGGGGGUUUUAUUGCCAGGCGCACUGUGUAAAUAUUCGUCCAUGCAAAGUGUAUCUACUUUCUGGUAUCUUCUUUUAAAAUGAAUUUCAUAAAGGCGUUCAGUGUUGCUUGCGCUCUUUCCAGUAAAGUAGAGUAAGCCAAAAAAUUUUGGGACCACAUUUUCUUGUUCGGAUUUCUGAUCACCCAAAGUGCGAUGCGUGCGUUCUCCCAUUUCGUCGUAAUUUAAGGGCCGGUCUUAAAUCAAAAUGUUAAUAGAUUCUAUUUGGAGUUACGUUUCUGUAACUGUUCAGGUUACGAACUUUCAGGUUUACGAAACGUUCAGGUUUCGACUUUCCAUACUUCUUUUAUUCAAAAACUAGAUUUUGAUUUUGAUAAUAAAGACACAAAUGUGGCAUUUUUUACGACUAAAUAAUAAUAAUAAUAAUAAUAAUGUUUAUUUCUUAUAUUGCGCAGUCUAGCAUGCGAUAAAGAUAUGAUCGAGUGCGCAUUACAACACUAAAAUCUUAAAGUAAUAAUGGCUAGUCCAGAUAAUGAUAAUAAUAAUAAUAAUUUACAAUUUUCGGAAAACAAUAAAAGUAAAAUAUGAGUUAAUAAAAGAACUAAUAAAAUGCUAAUUUAAAAAGAUGUGUCUUUAGUAAAACUUUAAAAAUGUUCAAACUAGACUAUCAGACUAUUGCAGCUACUAGACUUCAGACUAUUGCAGCUGCAGCUCAAACUCUACAGAAAUGACAUUUCAAGAGGCCUCUUUUUCCCUUUCAUCGGUAAAGAACAAUUUUAAAGCCUUGAGACCAGAUUAAAAUUAGAUAUAAUUUACAACAAAGAGGUUGAAAUUUUCAUUUCCUCUCUCCUGCUCUCUUUAAAGAUGCUGGGAGAGACGAAAAUAAUCCGAGCACCUUUGCAAAUUCCCGAUUUAUUUUUAUUGGUGUCUAUCAUUCCUCGCAAAGAAAGUAUGUGUUCAUCCCGUUGGACUGUGACCACACUGAGAUAAUGCAGAAAAAACCCUUAAAAUUGAAUAAAUCGGCAUUUUCCCAAUCACAUGUGAACUCUAGUUUGUCCAAUAUUAGUUACAGUUUCUUUUGAAAAUGGCAUAAAAUGGCCAAACUUAGCUUGAUAUACAUAAAAUCAUGACAGAGAAAGUGUUUUAAUCUGUCUUCGCAGCUUCUAUUAGCUGCGAUUUUAAAAAGGAAAAAUUUAAUAUGCCAAAUAUUCCUUGUUAGCUAUUACUAACUGCAAUUAAAAAAAACAAAUGUAAACAAGCAAUUUCAGAGCAGAAAGCCCAUGAUAGUGCAUACACUUCGGCUCUGUGUUUGCUUACUUUGGAAAACGUGAUCGAAUGAACAAAAUGAACAAGUAAAGUAUAAAAAGCUGCUGUUAGUGUGUUCAAUGUGCUAAGCAGAAAAGAAGUUCCUUUGUUUAACUUAUCACACACAGAGCAGGUCAGAUCAUACAUUCUCAAUGGGCUGUUGAUUGAGUACCUGCCUUAUGUCAAAAUAACUUUUAUACUUAAUGCAGUUUUCAUUCUUCAUUUUGCAGUUACUUUCAACCACACGACAUGGCUAACAUUAGAGUUUUGGCGAUUUUUCUGCUGAUCGCUUUAAGCACGGCCGAGAGAAUGGUGAGUUUUAUCAAAUUUAACUCUGUAUAACUUAGCUAACACUACGAAUUAUUCUACUGCAUGAUCAUUUUAAACUUUCAUAAAUGCACAAUAUUUUCCCUUCGAUUUGAGACUGAAGUUUUUCUGGGUAACACCCUUUUUCAAGAAAGACAAGGUUAGAGGACAUUCACAUAUUGUGAAAUUUCUGAGUGUAACAAUCUCUCUUUCAAUUCCUCUUACAACGACGUUGAUUCUUUCGAACAAAUUACACCUCAUUACGCCUACAGAGCCAGAGAGAGCAUAAAAUACAGAUAACAACUUACAAUAAGAGCAGUAUGGUGAAAAUUUAGGGAAUGAACAUCAGCUACACGAUACUUCUAGGAAACUCUUUGACAUAAUUUUGAUUUUUUUUCUUUUCAGAAUGAAAGAAUGAUCAGUUUUAAAAUGCUUUAAAAAAAUCUCUGACUGAGAAAUGAAAGUAGAUUAAAAAACUGAAUUAUAGAAACCAUAAACGAGCAUUUUCAUUUCGCACAACAAAAGUGUACACAAAUUGAAAAAACAAAUUAAAAGUAAGUAUAUGACUCAAUAAGCUGUGCAAUAAAAGUAACAAGGAAAUUGAAAAUAGUGACAUUAUUUAAUUGAAAGUAUGAAGCGCAAUUUCGAUCCUCGUAGCCUGUACAAAUCAUUUUGUUGCCCCACAUUUCUAAUUCAUGUUUUUGUGAUUCAAUUUUGUUAGGUCCCCAAAGUAGGCUUUGCAAAAUGGAAAGCGCUGAGGGAAUUAAAGAGAAACACAGGUAAUACAAAACAUACUCAGCCCUCCUGUUUGAUUGGGCAUAUCAUGUCUCUGCAGCAGAAAUCGUUAAAUGCGUUCAUUUUGGUUGCUGCUGUAAAGGAGCAGUAGACGGAAAAGUUGUCAGUCGUUUAUAAACACGUGAGAUUGGAGAGAGACGAUAAGUUUACGAGUAAAAAGUCACGUUUGAAACUUCAAAAAUGGGCGGGGAGAAGAGAUAAGUAGGAAAGAAUAGAGGAAGAAAUUCCUAAAUAAAAAUUGACAGUAGGGAAAUACGUGUUUCUUCCUACUGAUAUCCAUGUAAGCGAAUAUACUCGAGGUACUCUGCGAAAGGUAUCCUUGUAUAGCUAAGGUUAUGCCAAUACAAUAUCUCUUAUAGUUUUUACUGCACUCACCAGUUAGCAUAUACCUGUUAUAUGGUGUCACUUACAUUGAUAAAGUAGAGAUUAUGUUAAACAUACGUGAGAAAUGUAUAUAGCUGAUGACUUUCAGUUUCUAGACAUUUCCAACUUGCCCUUCCUCAUUGGAAAGUCGAGUUUGUAGAAUCAAUCACUAUAAAAAACGAAAAAAAAUGAAUAAUUUUCAAGUUGAUUUUUAGAGCUACACUGGCUUUUGGACAUGCACUCUGUGAAUGAUCCGAUAAAAAAACAAACAAUCAAAAAAACUCACACCUCGCUAUGGACCAAUUAUUACUUUGCGCCUGGAAGGAGGGAAGGGGGAGCGGAGGGUCUGAGGGGGAUCACAUGGUUUUACAGGGGGGAGGGAGGAUCAGCUUUCCUUAACAGAGCCUAAAGUGGAGACUAUAGAAAAUUGAAUGCCUGUGAGGGGGUCAUUGGAAUACAACAGAGCUUAAGAGGAGGAAUCCUCCCCACACCACCCCUCCUAGGCGUCCCCCCAACCCUCCUCCUAGGCGAUAACUAAUGUUCCUAAUCAAGUAGUUAUUUGCAAAUCUAAACGAGCUGGAGCCUGGUUACAAAGAUUAAGAAAGAAAAAAUGUUUGGAAUCAACAGUUCUCAAUGCACCACCCUUAUGCAACAAAGCCAUUGACAUUGGAAUCACGAUGGAGAGAAGGACAGAAGAUGAGUGGGGAUUGGAAAAGAAGUUUGCAGAGGCACUCAUCAAUAAGUUCCCUGUCAAUCACGAUAUGACCCACAUUGGUGUCAUUGGGUUCGAUCAGCGUACUCAGUUACUUUUCGAUUUCAACAAACUGUUGUUAAGUGCCACAUACAAGGAAGACAUGUUAAAACUGAUCGAGUCCUGGGGCCCUGGUAAUUCGAAUGAUACGACUCGUGACAAAGUCAUAGAUCGAGCGCUGGAACUUGCGGGUGAAAAAUUGUUUACUGAAGUUGGUGGAGCCAGAGGAUACGAUCAGGUUUGGCUAUAAAUUUGGGUUGCUUUUGGAAAAUCUUUCAUUGAGCUCUGUCAUAAGGAAUUUUUUAUAAUCGGCGCCGGGGUCAGUGUAAAUCCUCAAGCUCGUAUUCAGAGCACUUCACCAUUUCAGUGUUAGAAAGCAGCCUGGGAAUGAAGCUGGUAUGGAUUUAAUCCAUCCUCAUUUAUCACUGAUCUUGUUUGGUUUACUCUUAUACAAAGUGAUCAGGAACCAGUCGCUAUUUAUUUAUGGCCGGGGGGGGGGAGAGGGUGGGAGGAUUUCGGAGGGAUCACAUGGUACUCAGGGGAAAUGGAAGGGGAAUCAGUCGUCGCCAAAUGAUUAUAGAGAGAGGCUAUAGAAAAUUGAUUGCAAAUUACCUGCUAAUGAGAAGGGCUCAUAAAAUAUUACAGAGACUUAUGAGAAUCAGAUAACCUUUAUCGUUACACAACCAUAACCCCCCCUCCCCCCUCCUCCGUCAGGCGAUAAGUAUCGAAUAGUCUCUUAAUUCAUCCAUUUAUUCGUCAUUCACUAGUUCGUUCAUUCAUUUACUCAUUCAUUUAUCUAAAUACAUAGCAGGGCUCAUUUCAUUUUUAUUUUUGCUUCCCAGGUUCUUGUGCUUUUGACAGACGGCAAGCAAGUGAGUCAAAGUGUUCCAUCUCCUGAUACUCCCGCAGCGCCAGUCGCCCGUAGACUUGAACUGCAAGGAGUACAAAUUAUUGUGGUUGGUAUCGGCUUUCCAGAUCCUAUAGAGCUUUUGGAAAUUGCUGGUGCUGGUGUGGAUAAUAUGGAAAAGUACAACAACAUAUUUUACCUGAGGGAUGAAAGCAUUCUUCAGUCCGAGGUAGAGAAAGUGGCAAAACGCAUAUGUGAGAUGACCGCAUCAGACAUACAUUCAGUUUAAACCAUUUACUGUUAACAGUCUUGUAGCAGUGACAUGUUUCUUGAUUUAGUCGCUGAAGAAUCAAAACUAAUUUUGCAGCUAGUCAGCGAUACGUAGAACUGAAGAUUUCUUUUAGUUUUGAAAAGUUUGCUUUGAUGUUCUCGUUAUUUUUAAUCAAAUAGCUCUCUGAUAUUCUCAUCGCGUAAAGGUCGUAUCAAUCACAUUUAUGUUGUAAGAAAAAAAGUUCACUGCAGACAAUUAAACAGACGCCCUAUCUUGUAUUAACAGUUUAACUUCAUAAAAUUGGCAAAUAAAUUGUUUUGUUGCCUGAAUAAACUUACUAGCGUUUACUAAAUUUACCUUCGUAGACUUAAACAGCGCUUCAGGAAUGCAUGCAAAACUAAACAUCA